AUGUGGGCUGGAGGAGAGGGCCACUCCAAGGGCAAGCUCCCCCCUCACUGGGUUAGAGUCGGAGCAGAGAGUCUUCCAUCGGACCGCUAUGCCACGGCUCGGCACGCUUCGCCAUCCAUCACACUUAGAGACAGACGCAUGGGUGCAGGUGUCGCACUGGUAAUGAUCUGGAAGAGCGAGGAGCCAGCAAUGACGGCUUCAGGGCCAUGUGUCUGCGAAGGAGUGCGGCCAAGGACUGACCACUGCACCCGCUGGACCCGGCGGGCAGCACAGAGCGUUCAGACAGGACACAUGGCCACGCAAGGGGAAGAUAUCAGUUAG
Molecule: messenger RNA, 321 nt
Organism: Knipowitschia caucasica
Lineage: Eukaryota; Metazoa; Chordata; Actinopteri; Gobiiformes; Gobiidae
Source: the annotation of a GenBank genome assembly